Messenger RNA from Xenia sp. Carnegie-2017, 2524 nucleotides. RefSeq names its product kinesin-II 95 kDa subunit-like. The transcript is spliced from 25 exons. Gene Ontology annotation, molecular function: microtubule motor activity; microtubule binding; ATP binding. The record is from RefSeq and is a predicted model, not a curated record. Lineage: Eukaryota; Metazoa; Cnidaria; Anthozoa; Malacalcyonacea; Xeniidae. Gene Ontology annotation, biological process: microtubule-based movement. The coding region runs from base 244 to 2478 and encodes 744 amino acids.
ACCAUGGAGAUACUUGUUAUUAACACAUGUUGUCAUUCAUAACAGCGCAUGCUCAUUGGUAACAAAGAUGGCGGUUUAAGUUAAAUUUUUCAUUUUAAAGGAAAUAAUUUUUAUCGGCGUUGAAAGUCUCUUAGGACUAGGGAAAUGGUAUUUUCGAAACUACUUUAUAAAAGCAACAAUAUACAUUGAAAUUAAAAAGUCGGACUUUUAAUUUUGAUAUGGUUCAGCAUGCUGUAAAUCAAAAUGUUGAAGAAGAAGACAGGAGAGAGUGUAAAGGUCAUCAUAAGAUGUCGCCCCAUGAACCAGAAGGAAGUUUCUGAAGGGUUUGAAAGGGUUGUUGAACUAGACAUCAAACGUGGUCAUGUGUUGUUAAAGAAUCUAGCCAAACAAGGUGAACCGCCAAAGGAAUUCACAUUUGAUGCAGUUUAUGAUUGGAACUCUGUUCAACGUGAUCUCUAUGAUGAAAGCUUUAGAGGAUUGGUGGAAUCAGUUUUAGGAGGAUAUAAUGGUACAAUAUUUGCGUAUGGUCAAACAGGAACAGGAAAGACGUACACAAUGGAAGGUGUCAGAUCAGAUCCUGAACUUCAAGGUGUCAUUCCCAACUCAUUUGAUCAUAUAUUUAAACACAUUGCCAGAACUCAUGACCAACAGUAUCUUGUUCGAGCAUCUUACCUUGAAAUAUAUCAGGAGGAAAUACGUGACUUGCUAGCCAAAGAUCAGAAAAGAAGACUGGAGUUAAAGGAACGGCCUGAUACUGGUAUAUAUGUUAAGGACCUCCAGUCGUUUGUAUGUAAAAGUGUGAAGGAAAUUGAACAUGUCAUGAAUGUCGGUAAUCAAAACAGAGCCGUGGGUGCUACGAAUAUGAACGAACACUCGUCGCGUUCCCACGCCAUUUUUAUUAUUACAAUUGAAUGUAGCGAAGUUGGCCCAGAUGGUGAAGGACAUAUUCGUGUUGGAAAACUAAAUUUGGUCGACUUAGCUGGUAGUGAACGUCAGGCAAAGACUGGCGCUGCUGGAGAACGACUAAAGGAAGCGACUAAAAUCAAUUUAUCUCUCUCUGCUCUGGGAAACGUCAUUUCUGCUCUUGUUGAUGGAAAAAGUACCCACAUUCCUUACCGUGACUCAAAACUUACUAGACUUUUGCAAGAUUCUCUUGGUGGCAAUGCAAAAACAGUAAUGGUUGCUAACAUGGGUCCUGCAAGCUAUAAUUAUGAAGAAACUCUCACCACGUUGAGAUACGCAAACCGCGCAAAGAAUAUCAAAAACAAACCGAAGAUUAAUGAAGAUCCAAAGGAUGCUUUACUUCGUGAAUUUCAGGAAGAAAUUGCGAGAUUGAAAAACGAGCUACAAAAAAGAGGAAAAACUGGUCGAGAAAAAAGCAGAAAAUCAAAUCGUAGUAUUGGAGAGAAUGGCGAUGCUGUAGAUGAUGCUGCUGAUGAUGAAGAUUUAAUUCAAAAGGCUCAGAGUGAACUUGAGAUGGAGAAGAAAGCCUUGCUGGAGAAUCAAAGUAUGAUGGCUGAGGAGAAGGAAAAGUUAAUGAAUAAAAUACAAACGAAGUCACAGCAGCUUAAGAAACGACAGAAGGAACAGGAAGCGCUUAAUGCCAAAAUCAAAAUGAUGGAGAGUAAGUUAUUAGUUGGCGGCAAAAGUAUAGUUGACAAGACCAGCGAACAGGAACGAGCUUUGGAACUCAGGCGAAAGGAAUUGGCCGAACAGAAGGCUCGGGAACGCGAGAUGAUUCAAAAGCUCGAGGAAAAAGAUGGGGAGUCAUAUCAAAUGAAAGAGACGCAUUCUACACUUCAGGAAGAAGUUGAUAUUAAGACGAAAAAAUUGAAAAAGAUUUACAGCAAGUUACAACAAGUGAAAGCAGAAAUCACCGAUCUGCAAGAAGAAUACAUCAGUCAACGUCAACAACUAGAAAAAAACCAAGAAGAUCUAAUGCGCGAUUUGAAAUUCAAAUUGCUAUUGAUCGAAAAUUUCAUACCGCCAGAAGAAAGAACUAAAGUCAUAAACAGAUGCGUUUACGAUGAAGAAAAUAGCGAAUGGAAAUUAAAACCCAUCACAGAAAAUAAAAAAGAGACUAUGACGAAGCGUCCUGUUUCUGCAAUCGGAAAUCGUCGACCUAUAACCGAGUAUGCUCGUGUUGCGGCCGCUCUUGGCGGGAAUCCGCGUUACAAGGCAGAAAACAUUAUUCAAAUAGAACUGGACAUGCCGAACAGGACAACAAAGGAUUACGAGGGUCCUGCUGUAGCACCACGAGUACAAGCAGCGUUGGAUGCUGCUCUUCAAGAUGAGGAGGACAUAACACUGGAUGCAAAUGUUCUUCUCAGCAAGCCCAAUGUGAAGUCAAAACGACAGGAUAAACAAAAAACAAGGAGUAGAAACAAAAGACCCGAAACAGGUACUUCCCGUGAAUCUUUGCAGACAGAGAUGUUUCCAAAAGCCAGGGGACUGGUAUCAAGACAGCAACGGUAUUAACUGUAUAAUUUACAUGACGAACAUUUUGCACCAAAUUUGUCUAUAA